AUGGUUGAUUUUGCUAAAUCCAUCUUUGGAUUUGGCCAUUCACACAAGAGAGACACUACCUCGUCGUCUCCGGCACCAGCACCACCAACACCCCAGCCGAGCUCCUCUUCCAACACAAACCAAUCUAUUCACCAGCAACAGUACCCGCACCAAGAAGAAUACAUCGACCACCCUAUGCAAGCGAAUAACAGCCAGUACCAGCACCAGUUUCUUCAGCACCACGAUCAGCACCAGCUAUAUAAUCAUCCUCAAGAAUACGACGAUGCCUCGGGCAAUAAAUAUUUGCCAAAGGGGUUGGGCAAUGUGACGCCUGCUAGAGCUGUAUCGAAUAACUCGUCGGUUUAUGGCACAACAACAACCACGAAUGCUAGUGAAAAUCCCAAGGCUUAUUUGAACCAGACAUUUAUGACAAAUGAGUUUCAUCCUCCAAACAGCCAAGGUCAAGGUCAAGGUCAAAGUCAGGGUCAAGGGCAACUCGCAAGUCAGAACCAAAACCAAAAUCAAUUUGAAGCUUCUCAGGCAAAUGCAGGAGCAACAGGUGAUGCUAUGGAAGGAUACCCUCAACAAGACCCAAUGAUUAUAACAACAGAUGAAACUGGCCAGAAUCUAAACCCCGGGGCCAUCAAUUCGCAACCAAAAGGUAAAUUGAAAGUCACCAUAAUCGAAGCAGAUAAUAUACAAGCAAGUCAACCCUAUGCUGUUUGCACGUUUGAAAGUUCGGAAUUUGUUACAAAUGGACCCGAUUCAUUUGGCAAGUCACCAAUGGACCCGAACACGGCCAAGACCAAUCCUAACAAUCCUACCAAUGUCAAUACCAAUUCUACCAAUGCCAAUGUUAAUGCCAAUGUCAACAGCAACGCCAAUGCCAACACAAACACCAGCAACACCAGCAACACCAGCACCAAUGCCAAUGCUAAUGCUAGCACAAACACUGGCCCCACCACUAAUCCCAAUUUGGCACCUGGACCUAAAAAUCAUUACAAUGCCAAUCAUGGACCACGUGCUUUACCCAUGAAAAACCGCCCUUCCUUAUAUCAGCGGCAAUUAUCGACUCCGCAAUUGCAAUUAUCAAGUGAAUCAUCCCACCCAAUCUGGAACCACGAGGCAACUUUUGAUGUGGUGGGCUCAAAGUCGGAAUUGGACAUUUCAGUUUACGAUGCAGCACGAGACGAUGCAUUUCUCGGUCACGUUCGGAUCUUCCCAUCUACAGUAACAAAUAAAAAAAGCGCCGCUGAAUGGUUGAAAUUAAGUUCAAGAAUCGUGGGCGAAAGAACCCCUACUGGUUCAAUCAGAAUCAAAUGGGAAUAUUCAUUAUCCGACACGAAAAAGGCAUAUGGACCUGACGAUUUCGAAUUUCUUAGACUCUUGGGUAAAGGAACAUUUGGACAAGUUUUCCAAGUCAAGAAAAAGGACACGUCGAGAAUAUACGCCAUGAAGAUCUUGUCCAAGAAAGUCAUUGUUAAAAAGAAGGAAAUUGCCCACACUAUAGGAGAACGAAACAUCUUGGUCCGUACCUCGGCUGCAGCAUCUCCUUUCAUUGUUGGGUUGAAAUUCUCAUUCCAAACUCCAACCGAUUUGUUUCUUGUGACAGACUACAUGUCUGGAGGAGAGUUGUUUUGGCACUUGCAAAAAGAUGGAAGAUUUUCCGAAGACCGGGCCAAGUUCUACAUCGCCGAGUUGAUAUUAGCAUUGGAGCAUUUGCAUGAUAACGACAUUGUUUAUCGAGAUUUGAAGCCAGAGAAUAUCUUGUUGGAUGCCAACGGCCACAUUGCCUUGUGCGAUUUUGGAUUAUCGAAAGCAAAUUUGAACAAUGACGGCACAACCAACACCUUUUGCGGCACCACCGAGUAUCUUGCCCCCGAAAUCUUGCUCGACGAGUCUGGGUACACCAAGAUGGUUGACUUUUGGUCGCUUGGAGUGUUGAUCUUUGAAAUGUGUUGCGGGUGGUCGCCAUUUUACGCCGACAACACUCAGCAAAUGUACAAAAAUAUUGCAUUUGGCAAAGUUCGUUUCCCCAAGGAGAUUCUCAGCUCCGAAGGAAGGUCUUUUGUCAAGGGACUUUUAAAUAGAAAUCCAAGACACAGGCUUGGAGCGACAAAUGAUGCGCGAGAAUUGAAAGCUCAUCCAUUCUUUGCCGAUAUCGACUGGAACUUGUUGAAAGCCAAGAGUUUGCCACCGCCAUUCAAACCGCACAUCACCUCAGAAACAGACACUUCCAACUUUGACCCGGAAUUCACAUCUGAAUCUACAUCGGCGUUGAAAAAGCAAAUGGAAAUGGCGUCGACGCCCUUGUCUCCGGGCAUCCAAGCCAACUUCAAAGGGUUCACCUAUGUCGACGACUCGGCCAUGGACGACCAUUUCGGCAGAUCUUAUAGAAUGAACACCUUCAAAAACCCCGGGUCUUUUAUUCCGGGCGACCCAAACUUGCCCCCAGCGGAAGAUGCAGUUGACGAUGAUCAAAUAGAUGAAGAGGAUGAAGAAAUGAUUCUGGACGAAGACCAACAAAUGGAUUACGAAUUCGUCAAUGGUAGAUUUGAUUUAUAG
This is a messenger RNA of Lodderomyces beijingensis, 2544 nucleotides long. Lineage: Eukaryota; Fungi; Ascomycota; Pichiomycetes; Serinales; Debaryomycetaceae. The record is from the annotation of a GenBank genome assembly.